Cyprinodon variegatus (sheepshead minnow) is the source of this 861-nucleotide messenger RNA. RefSeq names its product GTPase IMAP family member 4-like. Gene Ontology annotation, molecular function: GTP binding. The record is from RefSeq and is a predicted model, not a curated record. The annotation marks the transcript as partial. NCBI's taxonomy places the organism in Eukaryota, Metazoa, Chordata, Actinopteri, Cyprinodontiformes, Cyprinodontidae. The transcript has 2 exons.
AUGUUCUGUGGUUUUUACUGUCCUCACGCAGAGGGGCUGGUUGGUCACACCUCUGUGGGAGGUCCUGUGGAGGAGUUGGCUGAAAAGUGGGCUGCCGGUGAGCAACCGAAACCUGACGGUCUUAGGAUUGUCCUGAUAGGAAAGACUGGCUGUGGGAAGAGCUCCUCUGGAAACACCAUUCUGGGAAGAGAAGAAUUCAAAGCUAACCCUUUCCAAAGUUCAGUCACCAGGUACUGCCAGAAAGCACAGGGUGAAGUUGCUGGCCGUAAAGUCACUGUGGUCGAUACUCCUGGACUAUUUGACACAACCUUGUCCAAUGAGGAAAUAAAUGAGGAAAUGACCAAGUGCAUCAGUCUUCUGGCUCCAGGACCUCAUGUCUUCCUUCUGGUAUUGAAGAUUGAUAGGUUUACUACAGAGGAGAAGGAAACGAUGAAACUGGUGAAAAAGGUCUUUGGAUCAACUUCUCACCACUUCACCAUCAUCCUCUUCACUAAAGGAGAUGAAUUAGAUCAUUUUAGGGUCUCAGUAGAAGAAUAUAUUGAAAAAACAGAGGAUUUCAUUAAGAAUCUAAUUGAAGAUUGUGGAGGAAGGUACCAUGUGCUUAAUAACUAUGACAAAGAAAACAAGAAACAGGUCUCUGAACUGAUAGAAAAGAUUGAUAAGAUGGUGGAGAUAAACAGAGGUGGUUGUUUCACUAAUGAAAUGCUAGAUGAGGCUGAGGCAGCAAUCCAGAAAGAGGUGGACAAAAUCCUAAAAGAAAAGGAGAAAGAGAUCAAGAAAGAGCUGGAAAAACUCAACAGACAACGGGACGAAGAAUUGAACGAGUUGCAAAAAACUUUGGAGGAACAAAGAGCUCACCUU